AUGAAAGAGAAACAUGACUCACCAUUCCUCAUGAAAGCCCCUUCCAAGACUCAUAACCGGACUUUUCCAUCAUACCACCAAACCAAAGCCAUAACAAUAGCACUUUCAGGAAUCAACAAACUAAACAUAAAAAUCAUCAAAAGAGCAUUUGAGGGUUCACUGAAAAUUGGGCAAUGGAGGCUAAGGCGAUCCAAGCAGCUCCCAUCAAAAUGGGCCAUGCCUUCUGAGCUCCUCGGACACAAGCUUCUUUUUUGGCGGAAAAUGAGCGGCGACGGCGUUAGGAGAAACGAGCAUGGUUAA
This is a messenger RNA of Striga asiatica, 300 nucleotides long. The record is from the annotation of a GenBank genome assembly. Lineage: Eukaryota; Viridiplantae; Streptophyta; Magnoliopsida; Lamiales; Orobanchaceae.